AUGCAGCUCUACCUCGCUCUCGCCAUUCCCAUACUCUUGGCAACAGCAUGGCUGUACACCGCGCAGGUCACACGGACUUCCCUCCCCAGUCUCCGUAACAAGCGCAUCUGCCUUCUCAUCGCCCAUCCCGAUGACGAAGCAAUGUUCUUCUCUCCUACACUGCUCGCCCUGACGGCCCCGGAAACGGGCAACCAUGUCAAGAUCCUCUGUCUGAGCAGUGGGAAUGCAGAUGGCCUCGGAGAGAUCCGCAAGCAAGAACUCGCUGCCUCAGGUGCAAUGCUCGGUCUCCGCUCCGCCUCUGACGUCCUUGUUAUCAAUGAUCGAAAGUUUCCGGACAGCAUGACAACCACAUGGCCGGCAGACAAGAUCGCCCAAAUAUUGUCUUCCGCUUUCAGUCCUGUUUCCAAUUCCACGAAAAAGAACUCACCAUCUGAUGAGCCCACUUCUACCAUUGACACCCUGAUCACAUUCGACGCUCGUGGAAUAUCAUCCCACCUGAAUCAUAUCUCUCUGUACCAUGGCGCGCGGCAUUGGCUAUCUUCGCUUAUGGCGGGAAAGUCGGGUUGGAAGUGUCCUGUCGAGUUGUACACCCUCACAACUACCAACAUCUUGCGAAAAUACAUCAGCGCCUUCGAUGCGCCUGUGACAAUGGUACUGGGAGGGUGGAGAGCGGCGGGAAAGGCACAGAGAAAGGGGAAGGAGGAGCCACCUAGUCUGUUGUUCUUCACUUAUGCCGACCUGCGUCCGACCACUUCGCUGUUUACCGUUCUGAUGGUGCAGCCGGAAAAUCCUAUCAGCAGAGCAUGGCUUGAAUCGACUCUGCAAAUUGUGCUUCAAAGCAACCAUCCCCUUGAAUCUCCAUUCACAGAAGGCCUCCUCUUCACAGGGGCUUCAGCAUCUGAAGUCGAGAUGCAGCAGGAGGCUCGGGAUGUCAUACAGCAACAAAACGCAUAG
Molecule: messenger RNA, 954 nt
Organism: Letharia lupina
Lineage: Eukaryota; Fungi; Ascomycota; Lecanoromycetes; Lecanorales; Parmeliaceae
Exons: 3
Coding region: 1-954 (317 amino acids)
Biological process (GO): GPI anchor biosynthetic process
Cellular component (GO): endoplasmic reticulum
Molecular function (GO): N-acetylglucosaminylphosphatidylinositol deacetylase activity
Source: RefSeq, a predicted model, not a curated record